GCCAAUGCAGAUCCGUCCGUGAUAAACUGCUUACACAACCUCUCCCGAAGAAUCGCCAUCGUCUUGCAACAUGAGGAGCGCCGCUGCCAGUACCUGACCAGGGAGGCCAAGCUCAUCUUAGCUAUUCAGGAUGAAGUGUCUGCCAUGUCAGAAACCACAGAAGGGCCACAGUCACCUUUUCAUCACAUCCUACCCAAGUGCAAACUGGCCAGAGAUCUCAAAGAGACAUAUGACAGUCUCUGCACAACAGGGGUGGUCCGUUUACACAUCAACAACUGGCUGGAAGUGAGUUUCUGCCUGCCUCAUAAAAUCCAUUAUGUUGCUACAAACUUUAUACCCCCUGAAGCAAUUGAGAGAAGCCUGAAAUCUAUCAGGCCUUACCAUGCCUUAUUACUUUUAAAUGAUGAGAAGUCAUUGCUUAAUGAGCUCCCGUUGGACUGCUCUCCUGCCCUGGUGAGAGUAAUUAAAACUACCUCUGCUGUGAAGAAUUUGCAGCAACUAGCUCAAGAUGCUGACUUGGCAUUGCUGCAGGUUUUCCAGCUUGCUGCACAUCUUGUUUACUGGGGAAAAGCAAUUAUUAUUUAUCCGCUGUGUGAAAACAAUGUCUACAUGCUUUCUCCAAACGCCAGUGUCUGUCUUUAUUCUCCAUUAGCAGAUGCAUUUUCUUGUCAGUUCCGAGGCCACAACCUGCCGUCGAUGCUUUCCAAGUUCUCCCUCCCAGUGUCCCUCUCGGAGUUCAAGAAUCCGCUCGCGCCGCCCGUUCAGGAG
Antrostomus carolinensis (chuck-will's-widow) is the source of this 768-nucleotide messenger RNA. RefSeq names its product GATOR complex protein NPRL3-like. Gene Ontology annotation, cellular component: GATOR1 complex. The annotation marks the transcript as partial. NCBI's taxonomy places the organism in Eukaryota, Metazoa, Chordata, Aves, Caprimulgiformes, Caprimulgidae. Gene Ontology annotation, biological process: TORC1 signaling; positive regulation of autophagy; negative regulation of TORC1 signaling. The record is from RefSeq and is a predicted model, not a curated record. The transcript has 6 exons.